This is a messenger RNA of Cynoglossus semilaevis (tongue sole), 4482 nucleotides long. RefSeq names its product DEAD (Asp-Glu-Ala-Asp) box polypeptide 20 (gene ddx20). The coding region runs from base 80 to 2407 and encodes 775 amino acids. Gene Ontology annotation, molecular function: ATP binding; nucleic acid binding. NCBI's taxonomy places the organism in Eukaryota, Metazoa, Chordata, Actinopteri, Pleuronectiformes, Cynoglossidae. The record is from RefSeq and is a predicted model, not a curated record. The transcript is spliced from 10 exons.
AAUCUCUCGGUUGAUCUGGAUUUUAAUCAGAUGAGUUAAAACUGCUUAGAUUAAAAGGAAACCAUCAUUAAUAAAGGAGAUGAGUGAGUUCAUUUUAAUGAAGUCUAAUCUUUUCAGCUUCGAGGUUUUACUGCUUAGGUGUCUUGAAGCAGCUGUUUCUCUCUCGUAUCUAAUGUGUCAAUCUUACCUCAAGACCUUAAGACCUGGUUCUUCUCCAACACUGCCGCAGGUCCUGGUCCUGGCUCCCACACGUGAGAUCGCUGUGCAGAUCCACUCUGUCGUGCUAGCCAUCGGUUGUGCCAUGGAGGGUCUACAGUGUCAGGUGUUCAUUGGUGGCCGACCUGUGGCUCAGGACAAAACUCAUCUGAAGAAGUGUCACAUAGCAGUGGGUUCACCAGGUCGUAUCAAGCAGCUGAUUGAGUUGGGUAUGUUGUCCACAGCCAACAUUAGACUCUUCGUUUUGGAUGAGGCAGACAAACUCCUAGAGGAAGGGAGUUUCCAGGAACAGAUCAACUGGAUCUACUCCUCUCUGCCUGUGAACAAACAGAUGCUAGCCCUUUCUGCCACUUACCCAGAAUCCCUUGCGCAGCACCUCACCCGCUACAUGAGAGAGCCCACGUUCGUUAGACUUAACCCAAGCGACAUGGGCCUCAGAGGUCUGAAGCAAUACUACAAGCUGAUAAAGUCUUAUCACUUACCUCACCAAGUGUUUGAUGAGAAAGUUCAGCAUCUGCUGGAACUGUUCAGUAAAAUCCCCUUUAACCAGGCACUGGUCUUCUCUAACCUACACUCCAGAGCUCAGAACCUGGCAGAUCUCCUGUCCUCCAAAGGGUUACCAGCAAUUUGUAUUUCAGGAGGGCUCACCCAGGAGCAGAGGCUGGACGCCAUGUCUAAACUGAAACAGUAUCAGUGCAGGGUUCUGAUCUCCACCGACCUGACAUCCAGGGGCAUUGAUGCAGAGAAGGUCAACCUGGUGAUAAACCUAGACGUCCCUCAGAACUGGGAAACAUACAUGCACAGAAUCGGACGUGCAGGACGUUACGGAACUCAGGGUCUGGCUGUGACCUACUGCUGCCACGGUGAGGAGGAGAACAAGCUGAUGGCCAUCGGUCAGAAGUGUGGCCUCAGUCUGACUGCACUGCCAUCCAUUUUAGAAGCCAGUUUAAUGGAUGAACCUUGUGACUGGGACCUCUGCCCCGAAGUGUCUCCUCCGUCGUCACUCUCUAACAUCAUCUCCAGGACAGAGAAGAAGAACAAUACUGAAGCUUCUGCCACUGUUCCCAUCUCAACCACUUGUGAAACUGCAGAGCAAUGUGCACCAGCCAAGCUGAAGAAAACAGUAAUUACUGGUAAAGGCGAUGCCAUAAGCACUCCUCAGGCAGCUGUAACACGAAAACAGCUUCAGGAGGCCUUACCAAAGAUCCCAUCUCUGAGCUCUUUCAAGACCUGCAGGUCUAGAAAUAUGACCUUGGACGAAGCGGAGAGAGACUUCGAGAGCUUUAUCACCACAGGCUUGGGCAGAUCGGUGGAGAUCAUCAGGGAGUUCAGGGGUCGAGACGUGGACAGCUCUGAUGAUCAGAACACAACAUAUAAAGACGACAACUCUGCAGCGUUGCCAUUAUCAAGAGCUUCGUCUACAUCUUCCGUGUCUGGUUCCUUCAGCCAGCAGGAUAACGAUAUGAGAAGUUCCAGUCAUGAUCAGGGAUCGGUAACGGAAUGUCAGACGAAUGAAGAAAACAAGCAAAUUGAGUUUUUGGCGCAACCUGGAAGCUUUCAGUCUACACCAAGCAUCAAAAGAGAGAGUGAAGUCGGUCAUGAGAUUCCAGAAUGGAGGAGAAGAAACGAGUGGAAAAAGACUAAAGAAGAAAGUGGUGAGAGAAGGAACAUUUCUGAGAACAGGAGCAAGGAGAGGAGUAGACACGCGGAGGUCACGAAGUUCAAAGACCACGGUGUGAACUCUGUUGGUUCUCCGGGCUCGUGUGCUGAGGACAAGUUUUCUCAAUCAGUGAUGACACCUCACUCAAAUCAAACAAAAACACAUCACAAGGACCCUUUCGGUGUUCAGCGCCAGGAUCGGUCUCCACAUGACAACAGCAAAGAACGCGUUCUGACAAAAAGUAAAGAAAAAGCCCCAGUAAAGACGAGCGAUGAAAAUGAGAAACGGAGCAAAAAGAGGAGCAAAGACAAAAUUCCAGAAAAGGACAUUGAAGAAGCAGACUCUGAGGUAGAGGAUGAGGAGGGAUGGGACUCUAAAGAUUACUGGAGAGCCUGUUACAGAGCCUGGAAGAAUUUUUACAGUUCCACAUCUCCAUAUCCAGGAUUUCAGCAGUACUACAGUGUUGCGCCAAACUGGAUGGCAGCAUACCGUAUGAACGCCGUCUACAUGGAGGCACUCAUGAAACACUGAGUCUGUAUUUACAUGGACAACACACAUCUGAUUAUGGACUUAUUUACAUGUUUAUAUACCAGAAUGAAACCAGAGGCAGGCAGUACCGUCUGAAUGAUGGUUCAGGAUUUGUGGUUUUCAAAACCAACGCUAAGCCCAAUUCCUGCAAAAGAAAAGAGUGAAUAUUAUUUCAUAUACCCAAUGAAAUCCAAUAGAAAAUAAUGACCUGAAAAGCAGUAUUUAUGAACAGAAGACCAUUGAGUCUGGAGGAGAUGACGAGCUUUUCCAAAUGAGAGUCAUCUGUGAUAUCUGGAAAGACUAAAACCUGAUCAAAUUAGACCAAAACGCAGCUAAAAGGAAAGUCAACUUAUUGUUAGAAUCAAGACCAGGACAAGAAGUCACUGAAGUUCUUAUCCUGGGAGCCGAUAAAAAAAUCCCUGAAUGUUAUUAAGUGAAAAAAAAUCUCUUUCUAAUCUCGCUAUUUGAAGUGUUUAGAAAAAUAAAUGUGUUGUUGAAGGUUAAAUAAUGUUCCUUGUCUUUUGAUUAGACCUGAUGUUUGUAACAGAAGAGGAAAAGGCUCUGUGAACGGCUGUAUUUUCUGUCAAGGUCAAAAAUUGGUCCCUCCUGAUUACAGACUAAUCAAGAAGGUUCCUCCCAUUCAGCCAAUCAGAAGAAAGGAAAAGCCCUCCAUUGAAUGAUUUAAACCCACUUGAGUUAAUUUGUACCCUUUUUGUGUGGUAAAUCGUCAUCGGCAGCAGCAGGAGAUGAAGGUACUCCAGCAUUCGCUGAGCAGUGCUGUGUUGAUAGGGUGGUUGUUUACACUAUGUGGAACCAGACCAAAUGGUACCAUGAUGAUCAGCGAGAUACGGUUGUAGAUUUCUUCUUCCAUCUGUUGAACUGCACAGUCCUGGGUGUGACUCUGACCCUGGGUUUACCUGGAAACCUUUGGGUGUGUUGGUUGGUCUUUAAGACCAGGAGUCUUCAGACGUCCGAUAAUGCUCUCCUGGUUAGUUUGGCUGUCAGUGAUCUUCUGAAGUGCUCUGUGGACACACCUCUGCUGCUGUUUUCUUUUCUGUCCUACAGCAGGAAAGACGGCCCUGCAUCUGUCUCCAUACCCGUGGGUAUGUGCACCCUUCAGCAGUUCACCUACGCCCUCUGCUGCUGCGUCCAGCUCCUCACCCUGGCUGGAAUCAGUGUGGAACGUUUUCAGGCCAUCGCCUUUCCAUUCCAAACAGAGAGAAGGAAAGCCAGAGUCCGGGUCUGGAUACCGUCCAUCUGGCUGUGUGGUCUGAUCCUGGCAGCUGUGUCUUUGACUUUAUCCAGUGAGGCGCUCUUCUACCUGCUCUGUUACCCUCAUCUUGUCACAGAGGAACGUCUUCAACAUCCAGAUCCUUUUGGAACCUAUGUUUUGGUUCCAGUGUGGUGUCUGUCCAUCAUCCUGAUCGUGGUUCACUACACCAGGAUCUUUAAAGUGGUGAGAAAUCACAGGAGGAAUGUGUUCUCCAGAGGAGUCCAGCUGAGGUCCACGGUCUCGAACCAUGUCUGGGCCUGGCUCAGUGCACCACAGUCUGCUCGUCGGGUCAGUUCUCAUGGUUUCUGUGGUCCGGCGGCACCAAGGCGCUCUGUGGUUUUAGUGGUUGAGCCCGGUGAAGAGAGAGAAGAAGGUACUCCCUUAAGGGCAGCUCCGGAGAUCGUUGGGGCCGUUUGUUUAAUAACACCUGGAGCCAGAGAACGAGGAAAGAAACGUAUGGAGGGAAAAGUGGCUCAGCGUUUUGGCUACAUAAUUGUAGCCUUCACACUUUUCUGGACACCGCUGGUCAUCAUUUUGCUGCUGAGGGCCAUGUGUAGGAACCCUGACAAACUGCUGCUGGAGCUGGAAACAUCAGCCCUGGUUCUCACCUGUAUGCAGGCUGCUGUGGACCCUCUAAUCUACACUCUGGUCACCAGACAGUUCAGAAUGGAACUUACAAAGUUCCUCUCAUCCAUCCCUGGAUGUCCUCCAGGAAGACAGGUCUGAAGAAAUCUUAUCUCUGAAGGAAGCAGUCUGAGUAGUCAGUGGUCCCCAACUUUUUUUUGUACCAAGAACUGGUCAGCAG